This is a messenger RNA of Dinoponera quadriceps, 1125 nucleotides long. RefSeq names its product translationally-controlled tumor protein homolog (gene Tctp). The transcript has 5 exons. Gene Ontology annotation, molecular function: calcium ion binding. Gene Ontology annotation, cellular component: cytoplasm. Lineage: Eukaryota; Metazoa; Arthropoda; Insecta; Hymenoptera; Formicidae. The record is from RefSeq and is a predicted model, not a curated record. Bases 99 to 617 code for a protein of 172 amino acids.
CAACGCUCGGUGAACCACAUUCUUUUCCGCCACGCAUUCUCGGGUGUUCGUAUCUUGUUUAGUUUCAGCCGCAUUUAAAUCUUUCUCCAUCUUCCAAAAUGAAGAUUUACAAGGAUCUUUUCACCGGAGAUGAAAUGUUUUCCGAUGCUUAUAAAAUCAAAUUAGUAGACAAUGUGCUCUAUGAAGUGUACGGCAAGUUAGUCACUCGUAAAUCAGGAGAUGUUGAUAUAGCUGGCUUUAAUCCCUCCGCCGAGGAAGCCAGUGAAGGUACCGACGAGAUCGUACAGUCUGGUGUUGAUGUUGUCCUGAAUCAUAGACUCCAGGAGACCUUUGCCUUUGGGGAUAAAAAGUCCUAUACAUUGUACCUCAAAGACUAUAUGAAAAAAUUGGUUGCAAAACUUGAAGAGAAGUCGCCCGAUGAAGUAGAAGUAUUUAAAACCAAUAUGAACAAAGUUAUGAAGGAUAUCCUGGGACGUUUCAAGGAAUUGCAAUUCUUCACUGGAAUAUCAUCGGACAUUGAUGGAAUUGUAGGCCUCAUGGAGUACCGUGACAUUGAUGGCGAGUCCGUGCCUGUACUCAUGUUUUUCAAACACGGUCUUGAAGAAGAAAAAUUCUAAGUAAUUUUUAGAUAUCCAAGAAAUUAUCGACAAAUUUUAUAAACUGGAAUCAAGACUGCACACACUGCUGGAAAGCUGUGAAAUUUAGUUAAAAAAAGAAAAAUGUAAAACAAUUCUUCCAACUUCAAUUUACAAACGCUAUUAACUAACGGUACAUUGAAUAAAAUAUUCGUCAGUGACAUAUUUCUCAAUAAGUAACUGUACAUAUUCUAUAACAAGAGGGAAGAUGACAAGGAAUGGAUAAUCCUCAUAAGAAUGUGCAAGCGAUUUGUGUUUGGAAAGCUGUUGCGUUAUUUCCAUUUUUAUAUUCGAUAUAGAAAAUUUUAUUUAUACGAUCGAAGAAAUGGAAGAUGGGGAAAGAAGUCGCAGCGGUGGACUCACAUCAAUCCUGUGAUGUGAUUGUUUAUGAUUAUUGUGUUAAUGUCUGCAAUGCCAUUGAUCAGCAAUUUUUCUGAAACGUAUUCAAUACGAAUGUCCGUCAAAUAAAUUAAAAUUUUCAUAAUUUUUA